Messenger RNA from Cryptomeria japonica (Japanese cedar), 1407 nucleotides. RefSeq lists its product as uncharacterized. The record is from RefSeq and is a predicted model, not a curated record. Bases 1 to 1317 code for a protein of 438 amino acids. NCBI's taxonomy places the organism in Eukaryota, Viridiplantae, Streptophyta, Pinopsida, Cupressales, Cupressaceae. The transcript has 5 exons.
AUGUCUGCUCCGCAUGCGAUUCUCGCCCAGCAGAUUUCAAACUCCCCUGCUGCGUCCGUUUCGCCUUCGCCUGCGGAUGUCCACCACAAGGUUGGUGCCUCCCAUGUUGCCGCCCCUACACCUUCUGCCACAGCUGUUGCCCCUGCCAUUGUUGCUACAACUUUUGCAAUGGAGGUUUCGGGAAUUGUGGCUAGUCCCCCACCUUCUCCUCAGGCUGUGCUAUGCCUUUGUAAGCUCGUUCAGAUUCCUCAGUGCAUACUUGCUUCCAUCUCUUUUAUUGCCCUUUCCUGCUACCUACGGAAAUAUGGUCUCAGAAAAUUCUUGUUCUUGGACCAACUGUGUGAUGACACUGCUCAAGUGCAACUGGGGUACACAACGGAGCUCGAUAAAGCUUUCAAACUAUUCGCCUGGAUUCUCCUUCCUUCCUUCCUUAUUGAAAUUGUUCACAAAAUUUUAUGGUACUCAACUGUAACCGUCUCAAAUCCCUUCAUCAGUGGCCAGAUUCUUAGCACUUCGUUAGUCUUUACAGCUGUUACUAUGUCGUGGCUUUAUAGAACCGGUGUUUUCCUCUUAGUUUGUAUGCAGUCCCGCUUGACAUGUCAUCUGCAAAUUCUCCGGUUCGAUGGUUUCAGGAAGUUUCUUGAAGAGUACAGUUCUGAUGUUAGUAUUAUUUUGAAGGAACACAUGAGAAUUAGGCAUCAAUUGUUUCUUAGCAGCCACCGUUUUCGAUUUUUCGUUCUUGCUUCUUUGCUUACAAUUACCAUCAGUCAGUUUGCUGCUCUUCUGAUGACAUUGUCCUCUCGCACCGAGAUCAAUUUCUUUAAUUUGAAGGAGCACAUGAGAAUUAGGCAUCAAUUGUUUCUUACCAGCCACCGUUUUCGAUUUUUCGUUCUUGCUUCUUUGCUUACAAUUACCAUCAGUCAGUUUGCUGCUCUUCUGAUGACAUUAUCCUCUCGCACCGAGAUCAAUUUCUUUAAUGCUGGAAAUUUAGUGGUCUGUUCUGUUGUACAAGUCACUGGUUUCUUGCUUUGCUUAUUGGGAGCUGCAAGAAUUACACACAGAGCUCAAGGAACAGUCUCUGUCGCUACAAGAUGGCAUGUACUGGCUACCUGCACCUCCUAUGGUUCCUCUUAUCCUCAGACAGAAAACUUACCAUCACCUCAGUCACAUGUAGAGAGUUCGGUAAAUCCUUUCUCUUGUGUCGACUCUGCCAGCGAUUCUGAAACAUCUGAAGUAUUUUUCAUGUUUCCAUCCAAAGAUGCUUCAGCUGCCUUUGAGAUUAGACAAGCAUUUGGUUUAGGAAUACAAAAGCUCUGAACAGCCAGAAAGCUCACAGAAAAGCCUGAAAUAAAAUAUAGAGUUUAUUAUCAUUGUACUCGUUUGACUAGUUUCAUCUUCAGAAAAGAA